Messenger RNA from Medioppia subpectinata, 2510 nucleotides. The record is from the annotation of a GenBank genome assembly. Lineage: Eukaryota; Metazoa; Arthropoda; Arachnida; Sarcoptiformes; Oppiidae.
AGUGUAGUUCAUAAUAACGAGUAUAGACAGUGUUAGCUCGCGUACGGUUCACCGCCGCCACUAUGCCUCCAGUGGCCGCUACAGUCAACUCCCGGUCGGCCACACCGACAAUCGGCGCUCAGCCGCAGCCCAAGAGUGGGCAGAUGUCGCUGUCGUUCGCCGGCUGCGGGUUUCUUGGCCUCUAUCACGUGGGCGUCGCCUCAUGUUUCCGACAGUACGCCCCACUCGACAACACCGAGAUCAUCGCCGGCGCCUCUGCUGGCGCACUCGCCGCUAUGGCCAUGUGCUUACGGCUACCCCUCGGCGAGAGUACGUCAGAGAUACUGCACGUGGCCAUAAAGGCCAGGGCCCGAGCGCUGGGACCCUUUCACCCGAGCUUUGACGUGAAUAAGAUCAUACACGACGGUCUCGUCAAGACAUUGCCCGACGAUUGCCAUAAGAGGGCCACCGGACGGCUCUAUAUCAGUGUCACCCGCGUUAGCGAUGGCAAGAAUGUACUCAUCAGCCAAUUUGAUAGCAAAGAAGAUCUCAUCCGGGCGAUCCAAUGCUCGUGUUUCAUACCGUUUUGGUCGGGUAUAGUUCCGCCCAAAUUUCACGGCAUUGCUUAUAUGGACGGCGGGUUCAGCGACAAUCUGCCGACAUUUGACGAGCACACCGUCACUGUCUCGCCCUUCAGCGGCGAGUCCGACAUCUGUCCACAGGACGACACCUAUAAUCCAUUUCAAGUGAAUUUGGUCAACACAUCGAUGUCACUCUCGGUGUCCAAUCUGUACCGAUUGACACGAAUCCUAUUCCCCGCACAUCCCGAAGACCUGAGCAAAAUGUGUCAGCAGGGCUUCGACGACGCCCUACGCUUUCUUCAGCGAAAUAACAAGAUCGCGUGCACCCGAUGUCUGGCCAUUCAGUCGUCGUUCACGUUGGCUGAGGACGACGAAGAAGACAACGACUAUCAGAGCAACGAUUCCGACUCCGGCUACGAGAACACGUGCGGCGCCGGCGAUGGACAGCACCACUCGGCCAUCAAUUGUAACAAUUGCACGGACUGUCAAUACAGGCGACAGAUCGCUGUCCUCGACUCACUGCCCGACGCUGUAGUUCAGGCGAUUCAAGAGGCGUGCGAUCAGGUGAACAAAGGCGUGAUAAACUGGCUCUUCCGGCACCGGCCGAUGAAACUGUUGUCGUUCCUGACGAUUCCGUAUUUGUUGCCCAUCGAUAUCACGAUUGUCUUAUUCUGCAAAGUGUGGCAAUCGGUUCCGGCCAUCAAACAGGAGCUGAAGAGUUCGCUCUACAAUUUGCUCACGUUUUUGCGCUCAAUUGUGGUCAAAAUGGAGAGCAAACGGCACUUGUAUUCGGCCAAAUUCAGCUGCCAAUUGGCGGUCACCGAAUUCGACUACAGCCGCGAAGACUGUCCGCAAGUGUACGCGACGGGCGGGUCGUCGCCAGUGGGCGCUCGCAAAGUGUCCACAAUUAAAGUGCCGAAACGCAAACUCACAAACCUGUCUUCGGGCGCCAACCCGUCCAUCAACCCGACGCCUACCGCCCGAAAGCUGGUCGAAAAGGCGCACAGUUUCUCACCGGGAAGUUCGGCGGCGACCAGAAAGCGCAGCCAAUACGCUAUGGACGGCGCGACCGCCGCCUCCAUCUCCGCCACCAGCGCUCAGGAGCUGCUGACGAUGAAAGCCCGGCAACGGUUGGACCGUUUGCAGCAACAGUCGGGCGCCGGCGGUCAUCAGCGCAAGUCAUACGCCGGUGUCUACGACCGCCGGUGGCCGUCAGUGUCCAGUUCCGCGACGGCGGCCGACGACGAGUGGCCGAUCGAUAGGCGCCGGUCGAUGAUCGAGAUGAUGGCGCCCAAAGUGAAGCCACCCGAACGGGUCAUUUCCAAAAUGAACUUCGGCUUCAGUUUCGAUCUGAAAAAUAAGUCCGCGGAAGAGCUGGACAUUAAUCAACGCACAGCGGGUGCCGCGGGUCUGGCGGCCAGCGCUCCCGAUUUGGAUCAGUUAUCGGCCGGCAGUCCCGUCGCCAGCGAUAACAAAAUGCUGGACGCGUUGAAACGACUCGAAGACAUGGAUCAGUCCCACGCCAUAGAGAUGGCCAACAAAGCGCUGGAUUGGGAGCGCGAGUGUCUCCAGAAGUACCGCGAGUUCGGCGAUAUGGCGGGCGAAGUCGGCAGCGGUUCCGAUGGCAACGAUAUCAACAAAAUGAUUGAAGUGACGCAAACACAAGAGGCGCUGAUGGCCUUCUACUACACCGACGAGAAUAAUAGGGUAAAAGUGACCGAAAUAUUCAACAUUAGUUCCGAUGACGGCGAGAGCGGCGACGGUAUGGCCACCACUAUAGCCGCCGACGCCAGACGCCUGUCGGGCGAUCGCCAAUCCAUUAGCGACGACGAGGACGGCCUGUCUGUACGGCACUCGUCUUCGCGCUCGUCGUUGUCGACAGUGUCCGCAAACAGCGCCGUAUCGGCCGCUCAGAGGCGGCGCAAGAAAUCGGUUAUUCUGAUCGACUGA